AAAUCGCUCAUUCAACGUAGUUUUGUGUGUCUCUAAGUGAAAAUCAUUUCAAAGUAAUCUAUUAUUUUAAUUGGAUUAUCGAUUAAUGACUACAGAAUAGGCUAUAACUGAUUUGUGUUAGCACAAUCUACAAAUUUCUUUUUAGUUUUUAUUUCUAUAGAAUGUCAUAAGGCAGAAGUUACUCCAAUAAAAUAGUACAUCCAUUUUAUUGAAUGGUUGAAGUAGAAUAAUACAAUGACAUUUGGUUUCGUUACAUGUGGUCCUAAUGAAGCAAUGGUUGCUUAUGGCUGUUGUCUUCGUAAACCAAAAUUGAUUGCCGGUGGAGUAGUUUUUGUAUGCAGUCCAUUUCAGUCCAUACAAAAAAUUUCACUCAAUAUUAUGACUUUGAUAGUUGAUAGCCCAAAAGUUUAUACAAGUCAAGGAGUGCCUAUAUCUGUUACGGGUAUCGCCCAAAUUAAAAUCGAGGGUCAAAAUGAACAGAUGCUAGCAACUGCAUGCGAAUUAUUUUUAGGUAAGUCUAAUAAUCAAAUUCAAAAAAUUGCUCAUGCCACAUUGGAAGGUCAUCAAAGAGCCAUUAUGGGUACAAUGACUGUUGAGGAAAUUUAUAAAGAUCGAAAAAAGUUUAGUCAGCAAGUUUUUAAGGUUGCUUCAUCAGAUUUAGUGAACAUGGGAAUCAAAGUUGUAUCCUAUACUAUCAAAGACAUUCAAGAUGAUGAAGGAUAUCUCGAAGCCUUGGGUAUGAGCCGUACUGCUCAAGUGAAGAGAGAUGCUAGAAUCGGUGAAGCGGAAGCGAAAGCUGAUGCUGCAAUGAAAGUGGCAUAUGCAGAAGAAAAGAGGAUGGAAUCAGUAUACUCUAACGAGGUGAAAAUAGCAUCAGCAGAAAGGGAUUUUGAAUUGAAAAAAGCGGCGUACGAUAUUGAGGUAAUGACCAAAGAAGCUGCCGCUGAUUUAGCAUAUGAACUCCAAGCUGCUAUAAUCAAACAACAGAUAAAAGAAGAGAACAUGCAAAUUGCUGUUAUUGAAAGAAUACAACAUAUAGAAAUUCAGAAACAAGAAGAAAUGAGAAAAGAACGAGAACUCGAAGCUACUGUUCGUGCUGAAGCUAAUGCAGAGAAAUACAGAAUGGAGAGAUUGGCAGAAGCGCAUCGUAGAGAGACAAUCUUAGAUGCUGAAGCAGAGGCUGAAGCUAUCAGAUUAAGAGGUGAAGCCGAAGCAUUUGCUAUUGAGAUUAAGGCUAAUGCUGAAUCAGAGCAAAUGGGCAAAAAGGCUGAAGCUUGGAAGGAAUACAAACUGGCUGCCAUGGUGAAUAUGGUUCUUGAUGUCCUCCCACAAGUAACAGCUGAAGUGGCUGCUCCGUUAGCAGAAACUAGGAAAAUAACGAUGAUUUCAACAGGGUCUGGUGAUGUUGGUGUUUCGAAAUUAACCGAUGAGAUUUUGGAUGUUAUAAUAAAAAUUCCCAAAAUAGUUAAAGCCUUUAGUGGUGCUGAUUUAAAAAAACUCAUCGACAACUAAGAAGUAUAACCGGCGAAUUGCUAUAAAAAAAGUUAUUGGUGUAUUUAUCCUAUUCUUACUAUUAGUUUUAGGCAAAAAUCCAAAAUUGAUAAGUGACCUUGAGCCUGAAAACUUAAAAACUGUUUUAAUGUGCCAGCAGUAUCAUCUCAAUCAAUCAGUUUUAAUGUAGUUAUUUAUUCAACAACGAUCUCAAAAUAAAGUAAUAAAAGUA
Molecule: messenger RNA, 1723 nt
Organism: Harmonia axyridis
Lineage: Eukaryota; Metazoa; Arthropoda; Insecta; Coleoptera; Coccinellidae
Product: flotillin-1-like
Exons: 1
Coding region: 235-1512 (425 amino acids)
Biological process (GO): protein localization to plasma membrane; protein kinase C signaling; positive regulation of cell junction assembly
Cellular component (GO): plasma membrane
Source: RefSeq, a predicted model, not a curated record